CAGCUUAUACUGUCUGACGUAUCACGUAAUUUUCUUUCGUAUCCUUUUCGAUCCGUGAACGGAUUCGAGCCCUGAAUUACUAAGACGAACGAGAGCAUAAAGCUUGUUGCCCGAGCAUAAGAAAGCCGUCACCUCCUCUUCUAGAAGUAACGAGUUGCCGUGUUUGAAAACAGUCAAAAGAACACUCCUGCACUAUUCUAAGAUUCAUGUUUAUUCAAUUGAAAUUGUUUAACUUUUCUUGAGUUAACACUGUUGCUUGGGUAUUAUGCAUGAUUCAAUAAUAAUAAUAAUAAUAAUAAUGUAUUAUUAAAUCAUGACUAUUAUAUUAUAUGAACUAUUUAACAUUUUUUUACAUAUUUGAAUGUCAGGUUGUUGGUUGAGUAAAGGAACAACUUUUGCAUAAAUGGAAGUCGACCAGACCGCUUUCGAUAUUUGUGAUGAUCAUGAACAUAAUGAUUUAAGUGUGGAUUAUGUUCUAGAAAACGUGCUCAGUACGCAAGAAGAUUCUGACAAUUGCGAAGAAUACCAGCAGCUUAAAGAAAGUUAUAAUUCAGUCCUCAUCAAUGGGUGUCAAUGCAAUGAAAAUAAAGACAGUUGUGUUUUGUGUUUGCAUAGUGGAAAUUAUGUAUUUGAUUUGCGAUCAAAAGAAUUAGUUCUUGACAGGGAGAGGUCUAAGGAAUUAAUUUAUGAAUGCAAUUAUCAAUGCGAAUGUGAUCCCUUUAAAUGCCUCAACAGACUUGUUCAAAAAGGACCCAGAAAAGGGCUAAAAAUUAUUAACUCCGAAAUGUGUUACUCAAAAGGCCUCAUUACAACAAAACUCAUUCCUCAAGGCGGUUUUAUUUGCGAAUAUGCCGGUGAAAUCCUAACACACAACGAAGCUCUUAGACGACAAAAAGAAAACAUGGAAGCUUCUUCAAUGAACUACAUUCUUUUUUUGAAUGAACGUAAUAUAGAGGAUAAAUACUCGACGAAGUUUGGCGCACAUACAACAAUCAUUGAUCCCUGCAAGAGAGGUAAUAUUGGACGUUACUUAAAUCACAGCUGUAAUCCAAAUUGUGAAGCGCGUAGUGUACGCGUAGAUUGCCCAAUUCCAAAGAUUGGUAUAUUUGCAAAACGUUCCAUAAUAGCCGGAGAAGAACUUUGUUUUCAUUACAAUGAGGGUUUGAUUGAAGUGAAAGAAAAAAUUAAUUUGGCAAUAACCAAAAGAACAAUUUGCCUAUGUGGAGCCCCAAACUGUUUAGGAUAUUUGCCCACUGGUAAUUUAUGAAGAAUUAUUAGCUGCAAUCCAGUACGCCAUCCGCGCUUACCAGAUGUUACUUAAAAUCGCUCCCGUGCUCGCUCUAAGCGCGUUGUUAUUAGUUAUGUUUCUGUAUUUUUUCCAGGGCUUCGGAGCGGAGCGGGGCUAAGGAACAAAGUAUUUCCGCUGGAGCGGAGCUUGCGCAAAAAGCUAAAAGAAAAGUUAUUUUGCACAUUAGCUCCUUAGAGAAAUUACAUUAACUUUCUUUUUAUUUCUGCUACUGAGAGCAAUCGUGUUAAAUAAACUGCCAUUCUAUAUUUACUUGGUAAUAUUGUUCAAUUUGAACGGAAGGAAAAACAAUGACUUCCCAGCAUCGUAUAUAAUUACAAGUAUGGAAUCCUAUGCCCCUUUUUGUCUAUUCUCUUUCUAACAGCGGACGUGCCUGCCAAACAGCGGACGUGCCUGCCAAACUGAAAAGCAUGAUGUCGGCAGUGUUUCACAGGCACGUUCGACGAUGCGAACGGCAAUGGAAGGUAAGAAAUGGAAGAUGGAUGACAUGAGAAUGAAAGAAUUAUGAAAUAGCAGAAUGUCGAACCAAAACGAAUUUCAAAAAUCUGACAAUGCGAAUGACGUCAAAAUGAAAGAAAUGCAAAAUAGCGAAAUGUCGAAACAGAAGAAAUAUAUGACAGGCACGUGUUCAACGGUUUUGUGCAACAAAAAGAGUUGUUGUGUUGCGCCAUUCAAUAUUAAAAAAAAUUUAAUGUGGUUAAAUACGCUUUUUUAAAAAGUUGAAAAAACUACAUAUU
This is a messenger RNA of Rhagoletis zephyria (snowberry fruit fly), 2043 nucleotides long. RefSeq names its product probable histone-lysine N-methyltransferase set-23. Gene Ontology annotation, molecular function: histone methyltransferase activity; zinc ion binding; protein binding. Gene Ontology annotation, cellular component: nucleus. The record is from RefSeq and is a predicted model, not a curated record. NCBI's taxonomy places the organism in Eukaryota, Metazoa, Arthropoda, Insecta, Diptera, Tephritidae.